This is a messenger RNA of Morone saxatilis (striped sea-bass), 1766 nucleotides long. RefSeq names its product nuclear pore complex protein Nup98-Nup96-like. The record is from RefSeq and is a predicted model, not a curated record. Gene Ontology annotation, molecular function: structural constituent of nuclear pore. NCBI's taxonomy places the organism in Eukaryota, Metazoa, Chordata, Actinopteri, Moronidae. Gene Ontology annotation, biological process: protein import into nucleus; RNA export from nucleus; post-transcriptional tethering of RNA polymerase II gene DNA at nuclear periphery. Gene Ontology annotation, cellular component: nuclear pore cytoplasmic filaments; nuclear pore.
ACGCAGGUUUUGGGACGGCGGGAGGCUUUGGGACGUCCGCGUUCGGGACCACCACCAACGCUGGAGGACUGUUUGGUGCCACACAGAAUAAACCUGGCGGUCUGUUCGGGGCCAGCACCUUCAGCCAGCCGGCAACUUCCUCCACCAGCACCGGCUUCGGUUUCGGUGCAGCGAGCGGCACCACAACCAGCCUGUUUGGCAGCACCGGAACCGGCACCACCGGCGGACUCUUCUCCCAGCAGAACAAUGCCUUCGGUGCCAGCAAACCCACCUCUUUCGGAAGCUUUGGGACAAGCACCAGCAGCGGCGGCCUGUUUGGGUCCACCAACACCGCCUCCAACCCCUUCGGUGGAACGCCCUCGCUGUUCGGAGGCUCCGGGUUCUCCGCCGCGCAGCAGCCAGGAACCACCGUAAAAUUCAACCCUCCAACAGGAAGUGACACAAUGGUGAAAGCGGGCGUGACCACGAGCAUCAACACCAAGCACCAGUGCAUCACAGCCAUGAAGGAGUACGAGAACAAAUCUCUGGAGGAGUUGAGGCUCGAGGACUACCAGGCAGGCAGGAAGGGCCCGACCAACCCGAUGGCUGCGGGGACAGGAAGUCUGUUCGGACCGGCCGCGGCCACAUCCAGCGCCACCACCGGCCUGUUCGGCUCCUCUGCCCCCAACACCAGCUUCUCCUUCGGACAGAACAAGGGCACCUUUGGAGCAGCGACAGCAGCAGCAGCCCCCGGUGGGUUCGGUACAGCCACAGGCGGUCUGUUCGGUCAGCCGACCCAACAACAAGCCGGCAGCCUCUUCAAGCCGUUCGGUCAGGCCACGACCACACAGAGCACCGGCUUCUCCUUCGGAAACACCAACACUAUGGGACAGGCCCCCGCCAGCAGCAUGGGUUUGUUUGGAAACACGGCGGCGUCUCAGACGAGCGGGUUGUUUGGCGCAGCUCAGACGAGCACUGCCACUGGCUUUGGGACGGCCACCGGGCUGUUCGGCCAAACCAACACUGGAUUUGGAAACGUCGGCACUCAGCAGAGUUUAUUUGGGAAUAAGACGGCUGGGUUCGGUGCCACCACCACCAGCGCCCCGUCCUUCGGCACCGGCACCGGGCUGUUUGGCAACAAGCCGGCCCUCACACUGGGGACUGGAGCCAACACCUCCACCUUCGGUUUUGGUGCAAACCCUGCUGGAGGGAGUCUGUUUGGGAACAAGCCGGCCACUGGUGGACUGGGAGCUGGACUGGGAACCAGCUUCGGAACAGCAGUCGGCACAGGGCAGACGUCUCUGUUCGGGAAUAACCAGAACAAACUGGGAACCACACUGGGAACAAUGGGAACGUUCGGAACAGCCGGAUUCAACACAGGAACCAGCACCCUGGGCUUCGGAGCUCCACAGCAACCCGUCGCGCUCACAGAUCCAAAUGCGGCGGCGGCCCAGCAGGCCAUACUCCAGCAGCAGCUCAGCGUUCUGGCGUACUCGCCAUACGGAGACUCUCCGCUGUUCAGAAACCAGCUGUCGGACCCCAAGAAGAAAGAGGAGCGUCUGAAACCAACCAAUCCGACAGCCCAGAAGGCUCUGACCACGCCCACUCACUACAAGCUGACCCCUCGACCCGCGACCAGGGUCCGCCCCAAAGCGCUGUCGUCAUCAGGGGCCUCCAAGUCUCAGCUGUUCGACGGCCUCGAUGACGACGAGCCCUCACUCACCAACGGCGCCUUCAUACCCAGGUACCCCUCCGGUCACCAUGACAACAGUGAAAGUGCUUUGUGA